AUGAGUAUCAAGUUGGGAGCUCGAGAACGAGCAAUUCCAACUGGUUCUAAUACCCCUUCUACCUCGACUUCAUCAGACGUUCUUCGUUCACUUUUAUUUACUUCAAAAGAAAGAAAAGUGCUCUCGACAUAUACAGCUCCACCCCCAAAUCGACAUCAUUCUCCGGGAGUCGUUUCUCAAUUAAUCAACAAAAUCGAACAGAAAACGUCACCUCCAACAACAUCAUCACGGCCGAAAAAGAAGAAAAAGGCUCCUCCACUUGCUCAAAUCGAUGAUCUUGAUCUGAUUGAAGAUGAUAAAACUGUCGUGGAAGUUGUGAAAAGUCCUCGAAGAAAGAAAUAUACUGGAAAUCCAUUAGGAAAUCUGAAAAUUCUGAAUAAUAUUCUUCCAUUGAGCAAAACUUCUGAAGACAAAGAGAAUUCAAACCAACCGACAGUAGGAAAGAAACUGAAAAAGAGCAAGAGCAAGAGCCGAGUUGAGCCAGAAUCCGAGCCGCCAUUCCGAUUAAAACGAACUUUGACGGAUCUGACGAACAAUCAUUCACCUGCUGGAUCCACGUGGCGACAGAUGGUCUCCAAUGCUCUCGGAGGUCCACUCAAAAAACGGCUCAGUGAAGGUGCUCUCUUCUUCCCGGGCACCAGCAAAACAGCAGAUGAUUGCGACGAUGAAGAGGGGGAUAAUACUAAGACGACAACGAAGCGCAGAUUUUUACAACGACGGAAACAAAGCGAAAAAAGUGCAGGAGGCGCCAACGGAAAAGAGUCCGGUGGUUCCGCCUCCUCAUCGUUUUUUGGAGCUCUUAUCAGAUUAUCCCACUCGGCUGCAAGUUUGACUUCCUUAACUUCACUUGGUGGUUCAAGAUCGAAUUCUGCAUCGCCUUCGAGUUCAAGAUCUAAUACAAAAGAAUUCAAAGAAGAACUGAAACCACCUCAACCACCACCGCCUGAUCUCAUUUCCCCGGUUGCUGCACUUUCUAAACCUAUAUUUACACUUGAUUCAUCACAUCCUGUAUCAUUGACUCCUCCAUCCAGGGAGCUUCGAAAAUCCAAAACGUGUCAGAUCACCACUGAUCGUCCUCCUAUUAUUCCAAGUAUCACCAUAUCUGAAAGUCGAAGUCUGAAUCGAAUCGACCGGUGUCGUCCAGUUACUGUCGAUGGAAGUGGUCUUACUCCAGAUAGACGUCCACUCGUUUCUCGAAGAAGCACAAUGAGUCGAACGAUGUCUUUGAUUCCAACAAGUCCAUCACUUCCGCCUCUUUAUGAAGAAGAAACAGCAAGUACAGCUGCAAUGGUAGAAGAAGAACGAGAGGAUAAAGCACAAAAAAGAAGAAUGAGAAGAUACGGAGGAUCGAAUACAACAAGUACAUAUCAAGGAAGAAAAGAUGUUGCUCCAGAUGCAUCUCCGAGAAGACAUCUAAUUGGUUUCUUACAUAGAACAUCACAUUUAUCCUUAACUUCUGAAUUGAGUGCAGAUGCUUCUUUUUAUUUGAUUGGCCACCGAAGGCAUCUCGAAGAAUCAACGAUCGGUUCUGAAUCUGACGCAAGAGUGUUCUCCGAUGACGAUGAUAGAGGAUCUACAACAACCGACUUUACUUCUGUCUCUCGUCAACAUGAAAAAAUGGCAAAGAAAAAGAAAAAUAAGAGGAAUUUCAGAAAACCCUCAAGAGCAUCCUCAUUUUCAAGUAUCACAGAAUCUUCGAUGAGUCUUGAUGUUAUUACUGUGAAUUUGAAUAUGGACACUGUAAACUUCCUUGGAAUUUCUAUAGUUGGACAGACUUCAAAUUGUGGUGACAAUGGAAUCUACGUGGCAAAUAUAAUGAAAGGAGGAGCUGUGGCAUUGGAUGGAAGAAUCGAAGCAGGAGAUAUGAUUUUACAAGUUAAUGAGACCAGCUUUGAGAAUUUCACAAAUGAUCAAGCAGUUGAUGUGUUACGAGAAGCUGUCAGCCGUCGUGGUCCAAUAAAAUUAACAGUGGCAAAAAGUUUUGAGAACGGGCAGAGUUGUUUCACAAUCCCAAGGAACAGUCGAGAGGAACCAGUAAGACCAAUCGACACUCAAGCAUGGAUUCAGCAUACAAAUGCAAUGAGAGGAAUGCCGAGUAUUGUGGAAGAAAGCGCCCCAACGCCAAUACCUGGCGAGUGGCCACAUGGACGUCCUCCAAGUAGCUCAACGGUUACAUCGAAUGGAUCAAAUGGUCAGAAUACUGUAGUUGGAAAUGGAACUCAUAUUCAUUUGGAUAUUCACACUGAUAAGAAAAAAGUUGUUGAAAUAAUGGCAAUGCCUGGAUCAGGACUUGAUAUCAAAAACCGUACCUGGCUGAAAAUACCAAUUCCAAUGUCUUUCCUAGGUUCUGAUUUGGUUGAAUGGUUAUUAGAUCGAAUCGAAGGCCUUCGAGAACGGAAAUCAGCUCGAAAUUAUGCUGCAGACUUGUUGAAAUUGAAAUAUAUUGCACACGUGGUGAACAAAGUCACAUUCACUGAGCAGUGUUAUUAUGUACUUGGAGACGAAUGUUCUGAUUACGCUCGAUUCCGAAACGAAGAUGGGGGACCAAAGUAUCAAUGGACAAUGGGAAUGAAUGGAAUGUCUGCUGGAAAUGGUAGUUCUGUAAUGCUUCCACCACCACAUCUUCCUGGAGGAGUACCUCCGGGAGCAUUCAAAGGAAUGGCCCCAUCAAUGGUGAGUGGAUAUGCAUCAAUGCCAUCGUCACCAUACCCAAUUCAACUUCAACAACCGAAAAGAGAAGGAAGUACGACAAGUGGAAGUAGUGGAGGUGGAAUUAGAAAACAGCGAGUAGUUCUUCCUAGACAACUUGCAACUUCAAAUGGAAAUGUACAGUUUGGCGAUGGCUCAACUAUUUAUGAAGAAUCGAAUAACUCAUUUCUUGCAGCAACCGGACAACGUUACGAGUAUAAUUAA
Caenorhabditis remanei is the source of this 2913-nucleotide messenger RNA. RefSeq lists its product as uncharacterized. The record is from RefSeq and is a predicted model, not a curated record. Lineage: Eukaryota; Metazoa; Nematoda; Chromadorea; Rhabditida; Rhabditidae. Gene Ontology annotation, biological process: canonical Wnt signaling pathway; intracellular signal transduction. Gene Ontology annotation, cellular component: cytosol. Gene Ontology annotation, molecular function: frizzled binding. The transcript is spliced from 10 exons. Bases 1 to 2913 code for a protein of 970 amino acids.